AUGUUGACUACCUCGAGACUUCGUGGCCGUUUCCACCGAGACUGCGACAAGUCGACGGUCCUUGCCGCCACGCGCAAACGCCAUGAGCUCGAGUCCCGACAAAGGCGGGACUUCAGCCAGACCUUGCAUGUCCCGUUGAAGCGAUGUGAGUGUGCGGGAGGCGGCCAAACGGUGAGACAAACCUUGGGCAACCUUAAAUCUGUUGAACUUCAGAUUUCCAAGCCCCAGUAUCGCAGGCCCAACUCGGUUGAAGAAAACCUUGCAAAGGGUUCGGCUAAUUGA
Protopolystoma xenopodis is the source of this 282-nucleotide messenger RNA. NCBI's taxonomy places the organism in Eukaryota, Metazoa, Platyhelminthes, Monogenea, Polystomatidea, Polystomatidae. The record is from the annotation of a GenBank genome assembly.